Messenger RNA from Castor canadensis (American beaver), 2742 nucleotides. The record is from RefSeq and is a predicted model, not a curated record. Lineage: Eukaryota; Metazoa; Chordata; Mammalia; Rodentia; Castoridae.
AUGAUAGCAGGUGAAGUGGAGGUUCCAGAUCCCAGUGAUGCUUUGGGUCAAGUAGAUGGACAAGACAGCCCUAUUCCUACUCUGAAAGGUUACUUUCUGAAUUUUUUGGAGCCAGUAAACAAUAUCACCAUUGUCCAGGGCCAGACAGCAAUUCUGCACUGCAAGGUGGCAGGAAACCCACCCCCCAGUGUGCGGUGGCUGAAGAAUGAUGCCCCAGUAGUGCAGGAGCCCAGGCGGAUCAUCAUCCGGAAAACAGAAUAUGGCUCUCGACUGAGAAUACAAGACCUGGAUACGACAGACACUGGCUACUACCAGUGUGUAGCCACCAAUGGGGUGAAGACCAUCACUGCCACUGGAGUCCUGUAUGUGCGGCUUGGUCCAACACACAGCCCAAAUCAUAACUUCCAGGAUGACUAUCAGGAGGAUGGAUUCUGCCAGCCUUACCGGGGCAUCGCCUGUGCACGCUUCAUAGGGAACCGGACCAUUUACGUGGAUUCUCUCCAGAUGCAGGGGGAGAUCGAAAACCGAAUCACAGCGGCCUUCACCAUGAUCGGCACCUCCACACACCUUUCGGACCAGUGCUCACAGUUCGCCAUUCCAUCCUUCUGCCACUUUGUGUUCCCAUUGUGCGAUGCGCGCUCCCGGGCGCCCAAGCCACGUGAGCUGUGCCGCGACGAGUGCGAGGUGCUGGAGAGCGAGCUGUGCCGUCAGGAGUACACCAUCGCGCGCUCCAACCCGCUCAUCCUUAUGCGCCUGCAGCUGCCCAAGUGCGAGGCACUGCCGAUGCCGGAGAGCCCCGACGCCGCCAACUGCAUGCGCAUCGGCAUCCCGGCUGAGAGGCUGGGCCGCUAUCACCAGUGCUACAAUGGCUCAGGCUCGGAUUACAGAGGGAUGGCCAGCACUACCAGGUCGGGGCACCAGUGCCAGCCGUGGGCUCUGCAGCACCCCCACAGCCACCACUUGUCCAGCACAGACUUCCCCGAGCUCGGAGGGGGACAUGCCUACUGCCGGAACCCUGGAGGCCAGAUGGAAGGUCCCUGGUGCUUUACGCAGAAUGAAAACGUACGCAUGGAACUGUGUGACAUACCCUCGUGUAGUCCCCGAGACAGCAGCAAAAUGGGAAUUCUGUACAUCUUGGUUCCAAGCAUUGCGAUUCCCCUGGUCAUCGCUUGCCUUUUCUUCUUGGUCUGCAUGUGCCGGAACAAGCAGAAAGCAUCUGCGUCCACACCACAGCGGCGCCAACUGAUGGUCUCACCCAGCCAGGACAUGGAAAUGCCUCUCAUCAGCCAGCACAAACAGGCCAAACUCAAAGAGAUCAGCCUGUCCACGGUGAGGUUCACAGAAGAACUGGGGGAAGACCGGUUUGGGAAAGUCUACAGAGGCCACCUGUUCGGGCCCACCCCCGGGGAGCAGACGCAAGCGGUGGCCGUCAAGACGCUGAAGGACAAGGCAGAGGGCCCCCUCCGGGAGGAGUUCCGGCAUGAGGCCAUGCUGCGGGCGCGGCUGCAGCAUCCCAACAUCGUCUGCCUACUGGGUGUGGUGACCAAGGACCAACCCCUCAGCAUGAUCUUUAGCUACUGCCCGCAUGGCGACCUCCAUGAGUUCCUGGUCAUGCGCUCGCCCCACUCUGACGUGGGCAGCACCGAUGAUGACCGCACCGUGAAGUCUGCCCUGGAGCCCCCCGACUUUGUGCAUGUCGUGGUUCAGAUUGCUGCUGGCAUGGAAUAUCUGUCCAGCCACCAUGUGGUCCACAAGGACCUGGCCACCCGCAACGUGCUGGUAUUUGACAAGCUGAACGUGAAGAUCUCAGACUUGGGCCUCUUCCGCGAGGUCUAUUCUGCUGAUUACUAUAAGCUAAUGGGGAACUCACUGCUGCCCAUCCGUUGGAUGUCCCCCGAGGCAAUCAUGUACGGCAAGUUUUCUAUUGACUCGGACAUCUGGUCCUAUGGCGUGGUCCUGUGGGAGGUCUUCAGCUAUGGCCUGCAGCCCUACUGCGGGUACUCCAACCAGGACGUGGUGGAGAUGAUCCGAAACCGGCAGGUGCUGCCCUGCCCCGACGACUGCCCAGCCUGGGUCUAUGCCCUCAUGAUCGAGUGCUGGAAUGAGUUUCCUAGCCGGCGGCCCCGCUUCAAGGACAUCCACAGCCGCCUCCGGGCCUGGGGCAACCUGUCCAACUACAACAGCUCAGCACAGACCUCAGGAGCCAGCAACACGACGCAGACCAGCUCCCUGAGCACCAGCCCCGUGAGCAACGUGAGCAACACCCGCUACGUAGGGCCCAAGCAGAAGGCCCAGCCCUUCCCACAGCCUCAGUUCAUCCCCAUGAAGGGUCAGAUAAGACCCAUUGUCCCCACCCAGCUCUACAUCCCGGUCAAUGGCUACCAGCCAGUGCCGGCAUAUGGGGCCUACCUGCCCAACUUCUACCCUGUCCAGAUCCCGAUGCAAAUGGCCCCCCAGCAAGUGCCCCCUCAGAUGGUCCCCAAGCCCAGCUCGCACCACAGUGGCAGUGGCUCCACGAGCACAGGCUACGUCACCACAGCACCUUCUAACACGUCCGUGGCAGACAGGGCAGCCCUGCUUUCAGAGGGCACAGAGGAUGCACAGAACAUCCCAGAGGACGUGGCCCAGAGCCCCGUGCAGGAAGCGGAGGAAGAAGAAGAAGGCUGUGUCCCAGAGACUGAGCUCUUGGGAGACAAUGAUCCUCUGCAGAUGGAUGAGGCCCAGGUCCAGGUGGAAGCGUGA